AUGCAUCAAGACUGCAUAAACAUGUCGAGGUUUCGCCUAGAUAAACCAACCAGACAACACUUCCAAGGCCUUCGCCGUGCCCAGCAUAAGAGCGAAGGCGGCGUUGCAACCGCCUCCCCUGACCCCAACCGGAGGGUAGAUCCCACUCUUAACCCAAUCACAAGGAGGCCGGGACCUGGACGUGGUCGCCCUAAGAAGCAGCAAAACACGGCCCAGGGGCAGUCCCCCGCCAGCACGGCUUCGGUCUCCGAAACGGGAACCACCGGCCCCAGUGUUACCCCGAUCCCUCCCCCGGUUGUUCCUGGUGCUCCCGGUCAGAGCACCACCGCGAUCCCCGUCCCCGUUGUUCCUGGCAUGCCCGCUCCGCCCGGUGGUAUGCAUCCCGCUGCCAUGGCCCAGGUUCAUGCCCAGGCCCAGGCCCAGGCCCAAGCCUACGCACAGCAGCAGCAUGCCCAGGCUCAACUUCAAGCUCACGCGCAAGCUCAGGCUCAUAACCAAGCUCAGGCUCAGCAGGCCCGCGUCCAGCAAAAUGGACGAGGCGGAAACCAGGCUGGCGGUCAAGGGCCGGCUAACCAGGGUGUCCAGGCUCAAUCUGGCGGACAGUCGGCUGAUGGAGAUGAUGUUGCCGUGGACCCUAGCCUCGAGGACGGCGACAACGACGAGCAGCAGCACCCCAACAAGCGACGCAAGAUGGAACAGGACCCUCUGGACGACGCGGCGGUGCUGAAUGCCUUGGCCGCCCACAACGACCCAGCAUCAACCGCCGCACACUUUGCGCCAGAGCUUAAGGUCCCAACAACCUUGAUUGCGGGCAGGUAUGCGUUAUCGAGUACGUUUUCGACGUCGACGAUUGUAUUUUGCCCGCUCCGACUUGUCUUGCAGGAUGGUCACGAGCAUCACACUUGCAACGAGUACGGCUUCUUUUAUGCGUUUCAUGGCCUGAGAUAUUCGUUUCGGUAUAAGUCACCUGUUUUGUUAUCUCUCGUUUCCUAUUCGUUGCCUGUGAUGAAAUAUGAUAACAGUGUUCUCAUAGCGAGUCGGCUUUCCUUCCCCUCUUUCGGAUCAACCUCAACUAUCUGGUCUUCCUCAAGCCAUCAGCCCAUUGCUGCUCACGUUGAACUCAACAAGCCAGUCAACAGAACCGUAUUACGCGCUUCUCGCCCAACAACACUCGUCACAAUGUCUAAUGCCGACGAGAUCCCCAAGGAGAGCAAGUGGGGCAACGAUGCACACUCAGCUCUCUGCGUAGCUCUCGCCGAGGCCCUGAUUGCUGCUGGAAGCAGUCCCGCGCAGAAGAAAGACCUCAUUAUGGCCGUCAUGAAGGCGUGUGGUCAACUUGGAUUUACAUGGGAAUCUGUGCGUUACCAAAAACGCGUCUUCCUCUUCCUGCCAUGCCCUUUUCUCCCACCUUCAUUACUCCCACAAAACUUCUGCGAUAUCUACGCUACAACUACAAACGGUUCAACUUUUUGUCCCACCACCCAGCCCUUCCUUCCGAGAAGUCAUCGCAAAAUGCCGCGUUGGGACGAGCAGACCCAUAUCGAUCUGAUGAUCGCCCUCUACACGGCCUUGCAACCCAGCAUGACCAAGGAAAUACAGGACUUUGUCGUCGAGGCCAUGCGAUCCAAAGGCCAUGAAGACGUUGGAUGGGACGCGCUCCGCUGUAUCCGAGUUCUCUCCCCUUUCCCUCAAACACACAAAGACCCAGCAUCGUCCUCGCCCUUCUCUCACCCUUCCACGAAAACCUACUUCACAUCAACGGAAAGUCCUCGCAUUGCAAUCAAAAUGCCCAAGUGGGAGGAAAUCCGCGAUGAUCUCUUCCGCGCGUACAUGAACGCUACUGGCGUGAUCACCCCGGAGAUGCAGGUCUCGAUCGAGAAGUCCAUGCAACCGUAUGAUCCACCCACAGCUGGUCUUGAUCCAGCACUGUCUGUUUGUGCUAUAAGUUCUCUCCCCUUCUGGUCCUGCUCCUCUCUCCCUCCUUCUCCCCAGCAACCUACAUGGUCCAUUGCUGCCGGCUCACCAAUUCCAUCAUCCCAUCUCAACACAACCAACAUAUCCAACUCAGUCACCAUGUCUUCGCAGCGGUCUGCGCAGCGAAACUUGACCAGGUGGGAUCAAAAGACUCACGAGGACAUCAUGUUGGCGAUGUUUGAGCAUUUCCGUCCCACGGCAGCUGACAUGAAGGAGAUCGUUGAGCUCCUUCAUGUCCAGAAGGGUCACACCUUCACAGAUGGCGCUCUAUUCCUCAAGAUGGAGGAAGAGGACCACGAAGCACAGUUCUACGUGGCCAAGGCUUCCAAGCCCACCAACUGGGACCACGAUGCCCAUCUGACGCUGCUCCAGGCCGUCAUGAUUGAGGCGCUUCCUUCGAAGCCCCAUGCUGUAAGAAUUCAAGCCCGUUCUUGCCGCUUUUUCUGCCGCAUUCCACCCGGGUGGGCGCACCACCACGUCUGCUCUCCAGCCUCAUCCAUCAUGGUGGAUUCGGAAACCGAAAAGGUCGCCGAGACCAGAAUGACGUGGAACCACAAUGCCGACAAGCACCUCAUCGGCUGCGUCGUUGAUGAGAUUGUUCCCGGCGAGGAGACCUACAGAAAUCUUGCAGCGCGCAUGAAUACGUUGGGUUAUGGCUGCACACCCAAGGCCGUGAAGCAGCACCUUCAGAAACUCCGCCGGAAGGAAGGCGUUUCCGCGGCGGUCGCCUCUGACAGCGGCGCUAACACGUCCACCCCGACCAAGGGCCGCAAGCGCGCUGCUCCCGGCAGCGGCGUCAAGAAGACUCCCGGCACCGGUCGCGGCAAGAAGGCUGCUGCUGCCAAGACUGCUCCCUUGGUGAUCAACUCGGACGAUGAGGAUGACAUCAAGGAGUCUCCGGAGAAGAAGCUCAAGACGGAGGAGAGCAAGGUGAAGGAGGAGUAUGAUGAUGGUGUCGACGACUACAUGUACCCUAAUGAGAUUUAAUCUCUGCUGGGUUGGAUGUCGUCCGUUGCGGCUGCGAUGAUUCGUGGAUUUUUACCAUGAACUGCUUGCUGCUGUCUAGCUCAACCCCAAACAACCAUCGGAACCAUUUGCAGGAAGUCCCAGUUGACUUUUGACUUCGACUAUCGACAAUGGAUCUGAAGGUCACGGGCGUGAGUUACAUGGAUGGACAGACGGUAGUCUUCUCGCCUCUUCUUCACU
Molecule: messenger RNA, 3180 nt
Organism: Neurospora tetrasperma FGSC 2508
Lineage: Eukaryota; Fungi; Ascomycota; Sordariomycetes; Sordariales; Sordariaceae
Exons: 13
Coding region: 1-2961 (986 amino acids)
Source: RefSeq, a predicted model, not a curated record